UGUUUAGCCUUAUCGCUUUCUGUCACUCUUGUCACCGUGUUGAGUUUGUGUAUAUGACUAUCGGCCGACGGUGCGGCCGAUGACCAAAUUACAGUAAACUAAAUUGUGUCAAGCACAGGGUCUCAGAACUCUCAUCCGAGGACACUAUGUGGGUGUCAAUCGCAGAUGCGAAUGUCCACCACAAACCAAAUCUCUGCGUCUGUGAGUGAUGUGGAAGGAACACUAGGCGCGGUGUCUCCCGCACCAACCUUACAAGGUGAUCACGCAUCAAAAUCAGUCCAUCAUAUUCCAGAACAAAGUCAUUCUCAGAAGUCGUAUAACACUGGCGAUGGCGAGCUGCUAGCGACGACAAACAAUGCAGAUGUUUUGAUCGUUGACUGGGACGGCCCAGAUGACCCUCAAAAUCCUAAAAAUUGGAGCUAUAGACGCAAAUGGGCUGCUACAAUCAUCAUAUCAUCAUUUACUUUUAUCAGUCCAGUUUCGUCCUCUAUGAUUGCGCCUGCUACUGGCCAGGUGGCUUCUGCCUUCGGGAUCGACAAUGAUGUUAUGCUUGCACUCACAACAUCGAUCUUCGUGCUUGCAUACGCCAUGGGGCCGUUAUUUCUGGGUCCAUUGAGUGAGAUUUACGGACGGUCACGCGUUUUGCAAUUGGCAAAUUUAUGGUAUCUUGUAUGGAAUCUCGUCUGUGGUUUCGCACAGUCAGAAUCACAGCUUCUUGUUUUCCGAUUUCUUGCUGGUCUCGGAGGCAGCGCUCCUUUGUCGAUUGGCGGUGGAUUUCUUGGGGACUGCUGGGAGCCAGAUCAACGAGGAAGAGCUGUCGCCAUUUACUCCUUAGCUCCGCUAAUGGGCCCUGUCGUGGGACCUAUCACGGGCGCCUGGAUAGCUCAAUACUCGACCUGGAGAUGGGUGUUCUGGUCUACGUGCAUUGUGGAUGCAGUCAUUCAAAUCAUUGGAAUGUUUGCCCUUCAAGAGACUUACGCGCCUGUCUUAUUGGAAAGGAAGGCAGAGCGGAUUCGCAGAUCGAUGGAUGCCGAAAAAGCUCCGUACAGAGAAAUCCGUACCGUUUUCGAAGGUCAAGAUCGCUCUUGGCAGGCCAUAAUGGCCAAAUCACUCAGCCGCCCUUUUGUACUCUUUGCGCAUGAGCCGAUCGUGCAGCUUCUCGGCGUUUACAUGGCAUAUCUAUACGGAACACUUUAUCUAUUUUUGACGACGAUGCCAUCGAUCUUCCAGGGCACAUACCACCAGUCGGUAGGAAUCUCCGGCCUUCAUUACGCUGCACUUGGCAUAGGAUUGUCAGCGGCCUCUCAAUUAAAUGCGAGAACGAUGGACAAAGUUUACAUGUAUCUCAAGGGCAAGAACGGUGGAGUUGCGAAGCCGGAGUUCAGAUUGCGUUCGUCAUAUUGUCCUAACGCCUCCUUUCUUAAGUACUCAUUCAGUGUGCCAUCAGCUGCUAUGGUUCCCGGGUCUCUCUUACUUCCGAUUGGGUGCUUGAUUGUAGGCUGGACCUCUGAAGCUCAUACAUUUUGGAUAGCUCCAGAUAUUGGCAUUGCGCUUGUGGGAGCAGGCAUCAUUCUGAAUUUCCAGUGUAUCCAGACCUACAUCGUUGAUUGCUUUACGCUUCAUGCCGCUUCUGCUCUUGCCGCUAUCUCUUGUUUGCGGUCACUAGCAGGCUUUGGAUUUCCCUUGUUUGCUCCAGCAAUGUACAAAGCACUCGGGUUUGGAAAAGGCGAUACUAUUUUAGCAGUCGUGGCAAUCGUUGUCGGCUGUCCUGCACCCUGGAUAUUGUGGCGCUACGGGGAGCGGAUACGGAACAGCAGUCGACAUGCGCGGUGAAUUCGGUGAUGACAUCAUCGAUCACAAUCAGCAAC
This is a messenger RNA of Suillus fuscotomentosus, 1868 nucleotides long. Its product is annotated as MFS polyamine transporter. The record is from RefSeq and is a predicted model, not a curated record. Gene Ontology annotation, molecular function: transmembrane transporter activity. Gene Ontology annotation, biological process: transmembrane transport. Bases 166 to 1833 code for a protein of 555 amino acids. The transcript is spliced from 14 exons. NCBI's taxonomy places the organism in Eukaryota, Fungi, Basidiomycota, Agaricomycetes, Boletales, Suillaceae.